Capsella rubella is the source of this 1321-nucleotide messenger RNA. Its product is annotated as putative F-box protein At5g66830. Bases 56 to 1204 code for a protein of 382 amino acids. NCBI's taxonomy places the organism in Eukaryota, Viridiplantae, Streptophyta, Magnoliopsida, Brassicales, Brassicaceae. The record is from RefSeq and is a predicted model, not a curated record. Gene Ontology annotation, molecular function: protein binding. The transcript is spliced from 2 exons.
AGGAAGGAAGGAGGGACGUGUUGGAGGAGCUCUCGUAACCGGAGAAUUGAUUUCCAUGGCCUCUCCGCUACCACCGGAUCCCCAUUGCCAUUGCUGGUCGAAGCUUCCUUCAGAUCUCCUGCGAUUGGUAUUUGACCGCCUUGGUUUUUCCGGAUUCCAACGAGCUAAAUCCGUUUGUUCAUCUUGGCUAUCAGUUUCCAGAAGUUGUCAGCCAAAUAAUCAAAUCCCUUGGAUGAUUCGAUUCCCUUGCAAAGGCGGCAACGACAACGAUUACUGUCUCUUGUUCAAUCCUGAAGAAAAGAAGAUGUACAAAACUCCAAAUCUCGGCAACGAUUUUGCCAAGAGCUUUUGUGUGGCGACUUAUAGAAGCUGGCUUUUGAUGCAACCUCAAUACAAAUACAUGCAGGGACAUCAGUUUAACCUGUAUAUUCUGGAUCUCCUAACCCGCGAGAGAAUCGAUCUACCGGCUUUCGAAUCAGGGUUUGGACUCACCUGUCCCAUUCUAUGGAUCGAUGAGAAAACCAAACAUUAUCUUGUUAUCGGAAUGUCUGAUGAAGACUACGCCAUUUCUUUCAAGAAAGGAGACACGUCGUGGAAACAAAUCCCGACCUCCUUGCAAGAGUGUUUCAGCAUGGUUUUCAAGGACAAAAAGCUCUACUGUCUCAACUAUGGUAAACUCAACAUUUUGGAUUUUUCUGGAGAUGAUACUCCGCUCAGAGUUUUCAAAACUAGCGUAAGUGGGUGCUUAAAACCAUUACCUGGAGGUUAUGGGAUACGACGAGCUGGGAUUCCAUGCAAGGACCAGUUGUCUCACUUUAAGGUUAAUGUGGUUGUCACUCUUGCCGGACAUGUCUUAAUCGUUAAGUGCAUUCGUCCCAGUUUGUCCAAAAUAUGGAACUUUGGUAUCUACAAGAUGAUGGAAGGAGGGAACAACAAGUGGGAGAAACUUGUUUCUUUGGGAGACGAGGCCAUUCUUUUGGAUUUGGGUAUCACUGUUCUAGCCAAGGACAUGCCAGGAAUCAUUACCAAUUCCAUCUACUUCUCUAAUCCUACUCCCUAUUUUGAAGAUAAGUAUGACAAAAACGAAAUCUUCAUAUUCAACCUUGAUUCAAACAAGGUUCAGCAACUCCACCUAUCUGCUUGCUCUUCCUUUCCCUGCUUAUCUCGUUCCCGAUGGUUCUUGCCAAGUUUCAAACGACAAUGAUUCUUUAUAUUAGUUUUAUCUUUCGUUAUGUGCUAUUGAGACUUUGUAUUGACUUUCAAGCAAACUUUUGCGAAGUUGGGCUUUUAACUAUUGAGAAAGAAUUGUAUUUUCUAUUCA